Pocillopora verrucosa is the source of this 3351-nucleotide messenger RNA. Its product is annotated as microtubule-associated protein futsch. Gene Ontology annotation, molecular function: RNA polymerase II transcription regulatory region sequence-specific DNA binding. Lineage: Eukaryota; Metazoa; Cnidaria; Anthozoa; Scleractinia; Pocilloporidae. Gene Ontology annotation, biological process: regulation of transcription by RNA polymerase II. The record is from RefSeq and is a predicted model, not a curated record. Gene Ontology annotation, cellular component: nucleus; cytoplasm.
UUCACGUUCACUGCGGCCUUUGUUUUGAAAAUUUGCAUUUGUUUGAACUAUCUCGUUCUGUGAUUGAUGGUUCCUGUAAACCACCAACAGAUAUGUGAAUUACAAAACUAAUAACAGUGUGCUUGCUCCAAGUCAAGUUCAUGUUACCGCGAGAUCACUUAGCAAGGAAACUCCAAAUUUCCUUUUGAGGGAUGAGUUUGAAUACCAAAUCGAUGCGGGACAGGACUCCAAAGUGCUCGAUUGUCCUAAGCAAUGUCUUAGCGAUCGUAUUUCGACCGACAUCAACAGUACACAACUGCGAAAAUAUUCGCAGAGACGACUCGUCUGAAAGCGGCGAUCCUAAACCGUCGCAUCAACUCAACGGAUUAGAAUUAUUCCACGAAUUCAAAGAGGCGAACAAAUCUACAAUGCUAACAAGGCUAACGGAGAGUUUGAGCGAGAUUCGGCUGAAAGGCUGGGUUUUUCCGUUCACAUUACUGAUCAAAGGACCACAUGAAGAUGUUGAAGUGAUCAAGGAGGCUUGGAGACGCCAUUUUCUCCGGAGCCCGGAUAAUUUUAUAAUCAAAGAUAUAGGCGCUGUAAGCUCUGUUGGUAUGGAAGUUAUCCAGCAAGCUCCAUUCCUUCCAUUAACCAAGUCUCUGAUGGAAACCAUAGCUGCCUUGAAUAGCAGUCAGUUGACAGCCACACAGCAAUCGAUCGCGGAAUACCUGGCAAGAACUUACCAAUACGUACACGUGCCGAAACUCAAUGUGAUUCAUGACUGCCUAGGAAUUCUGAUCAAGGAACGUAGAAUUUACCACACAGGUAAUGGAUACUUUGUGAACGGUCAUAACCCUUUUAACAAACCCACAGACGCGCCAAAAGAAAAUGGCGAGGUUCAAAGCGCGAAAGAAUCGAAGUGCGUGGCGUGUGAAGUCAUUUCAAAAGGAAAAUCAGCGAAAAAUGACAAAAGUAAGAAAAAAGGUAAAGGAAAAGUAGAGGAUAAUGUUAAGGAGAAGGAAAAAGAAAACGAGAAGAGCAGAGAGGAGGCCAAAUUGGAGCGAAAAGCUUCAGUAUCUAGCACUGAGACUAAAGAAGCCAGAGAUGGGAAGUCGUUGACGCCGCAUACACAGGAAGAGACAACAAAGCCUCCGAGUGAAACAGCGAGUGAGACAAGCAGCGAAGGAACAAAUAAGAAGCCAAAGAAACAAAAGAAAGGUGUACUCAAUCAGAUAUCCUGUUUUAUCAAAGGCAAAACCCUUUCCUCUGCAGAGGUAUCUGAAGAUACAAUACAGGAGACAAACAUUCUACCCACCUCUCCCCUUCAAGCACCGCUUGCUGGUCCAGAGGACAUGUCGCCCUCCCUCAUGAGAAACGAAAAAAGUGUUCUCCAACAACUCAGAUUUAAAAGGACUUUGUCUGCUCCGGCGGGCCAUUCACCUUUGUCUGUGCCACUUCCGAAGCUUCAAGAGUCCAACGAACGAAAACCCAAAACACCGACUCCAAAUCUCAAGGAGCUUGGCAGAAGUAAGUCCUUUUCCGCCACAGAAAAACGCCCCCAGCUUGUCAUGCGAAGCAAUUCAUUCACUGCUCCAAGCACAGCAACCAGAGUCGCUCGUCAGAUUUCGACCGAGGGUGCUCCUGUGACUUGGGACCGACCACGCCCAAGAAUGAACUACGGAGACAUCAUUCGGAACACACCAGGGAGACGAACAAUCCAUAUCUCUCAACCAAAUUCGUACAAUAUUGGAAUUAUCAGACCCAUGAAUGCGUCUCAACAGCAACCGCUAUCACGAAACAGCCCCAUCACAAGAGAAAUCCCCCGGAAGAUAGAAGGGUCACUGUCACCUUCCAGUAUCCCUCGGUCAUGCGCUUCUCCCUCGAGUGCUCCUCGUUUAAAAGAAAACUCAAAUCAUGCCCGUGUCCCUGUGAUGCGGAGCAAGUCUUUCACGGAACCAGGCGCAGUGAAGCUUCCAAACCGUCAGUUUUCCCAUCGCCAAACGAUCGGGUCACAUUAUGAGUCUCCUCUGCAGCAGCUGUUGGCGAGAAAUACCCCGGGCUACACCUCCCCUCCGAGUAAAGUCGUGCGUGUGACAACUGUUCCUAAAGGAGUCAGGUACCAUGUCCCAGCCAAACACUUACCUGCUUCGCUUAAGAGGACUACACCCGGUACGUUCGCCCGGAAGCAGCAGAAACAACCAUCAGCUUUGCCUCAGAGCGGAACUCCUCGAGAGAAACCACCGCCACGCACCGAUUUCUCUUCGCCUAUCUUCUAUGAUACGAGCAAACUCGCUGACAAAGGCAAAAAUUGCUUGAAUAAUGGCAAUGUAAAAAAUGCUGGCGGAGAAGCCAAGUUUCAGACUCCAGUCUCUCAGCCAAACUGCACUUUUCAGCAAGCCCGCGGUGCACCAUCAAAUGGUGUCAGCAGUGAAUACAUUUGCAUAGAAGAGAUGUCGUCAACAUCAGCUUCCGAAUUAACUCUAACUGAAGAGAGUGACAGGUGCACGGAGACUAGGAACGAAAAUGAAGACAGAACACAGGGCCUUUACAAAAAAAUCACUGAGGAUACUGUUAAUGAUAGUUUAACAUUUAUUGGUAUUAUUUAGUAAAUAUUAAGGCUGGUACUGAUACUUGAAGCUAGAAGUGAUUGCAGUUUUUUAUCAAAAAAGAGGAAUCGACUAGUUAAUCAUGGGGAAAAAUACAUCUGUCGUGUUCCUAUGGCACGUUGUGCCAACGAAGAUUAUUUUUGCCUUCUCGGAGAUUUGCUGAAUUCGACGCGAGGUAAAAAAUAAUUAAAUUCGAUGAUUUUGUAGUCUGAUAGAAUUUAGUACGUCAAAUUUUGUAUUCAAAUGAAAUGAUUUAGGUUUCUAGAGAGGUUUAUCGGUAGAAAAAUAGAGAAUAUUCUUAAAAUGAUUUUGAAAGUGAUUUUUUAAUGAUUCUUGUAGAAGCUUUUUUGGGAAAUGGCGAUGAUGAUAAUAGACAAAAGGAGCACAUUUUUAGAAAAUUUUGAAAACAGAUAUUUGAUACUAAAGUAAACUACGGUAGAUAUCAUAAAUGCUGCAACCUGAUUGGCUAAACUAUACUUGUUAUCUAUUCUAUGAUAGACAGGGGAAUACUGGUAAGAAGCAAAACAGCGUGCGGUUGUAAACAAAAUGAAAAAAGAUAUGAGCCUGUCGUAUUUAUAAGUUUUGAAAGACUAGCAGAUUUAAAGCAAAGAAUUAGAUCAUUUGCUCUCGAUUUGUAUACGUAAUAGUUGCUUCUUUCUUCGCCUUCGUCAGCCCUACACAAUAGAAAUCUUGAGCUCGUUAAACAUCAGUAUUAACUGAAGUUGCUUGUCACAGUUGUAGAAGGCAAAAUAUAUUGUCAAAAAGA